Messenger RNA from Dioscorea cayenensis subsp. rotundata (Guinea yam), 1975 nucleotides. RefSeq names its product probable E3 ubiquitin-protein ligase HIP1. The coding region runs from base 277 to 1848 and encodes 523 amino acids. The transcript has 8 exons. Gene Ontology annotation, molecular function: ubiquitin protein ligase activity. Lineage: Eukaryota; Viridiplantae; Streptophyta; Magnoliopsida; Dioscoreales; Dioscoreaceae. The record is from RefSeq and is a predicted model, not a curated record.
CCUGUUCCACUAUUGUUGCGUGUCUCUAAUUCCAUCUCUUUUCUCUCGUUUUCUUCACCGAUUUCUCCGCUUGCUUCCCCCGUCGUCAACCCGUUCUCUCCUCUCAUCCUUCUCAAUCCCUGAUCGUCAAGCUACACAUCGAUCUUCGACUCAUCGCUUCAAGAAUUUCAAGUUGUAGCUCUGAGAAUCAUCGGAUCGGAAGGGUUGCAUAUUCUUGGACUCGCAUCGUAAGAAAUUAUCUGACAUUUUAUUGUGGGAUCUGAGGGAUAUUCUGUAAUGGGCCAUCAAAACUGGUUUUAUAAUCAGCAAAUGCGUGAAAUGGACCAUGAUCUACUAUGGAAUCAUCAUGCAAGCAAGCGCAUGUGGUUUGAAAAUAGAUCUAUUGUACCUCCUGCAGAAAAUGUUGCUGUCAGGGCACAAAACAUGAUGGGUUAUGUUAAUGUCCCAGCAAGCAGAUAUGGUCCUGCAUCAUCAAGUUCUAGUUCAGAAAUUCCUAGUCACAGGCCUGCUGAUCCAGAAAUUUCACAUGGCUUCGGCUUGCACACUUCAUCUUUUGGCAACUCUAGUCGAUUUCCACUGAAUUAUGCACAUGUGCUUCCUCAGCAUCAACCUUCUUUCCACCGCCAACAUACAGUUGGAGAUACGAAUGGCAGAAAUGAUGCUCAAAUGGACAACAGAAGGGUAUCAUAUAAAAGAAAAUCUCCAGCUGUCUCUCUGAUUUCUGAUCAAGGGAGCAACAAUAGAUAUUAUUGUGAUGGAAACACCAGUCUUCCAAUUUCAUCUGACUACUCUUGGCCAAAGAAUAACUCACAUUCUCAAUAUGGACCUUGGGGUCCUAUUCAUAGAGUUCCUGGUCACAUGGGUUGCAACAAUGUAAAUGCGGGUGAAGUAUUUCAGCGGAAUGUAAGAAGCCGAUAUAGCCAUAACUCAAUGUUGGAAAGCAACCCAGCUGGGGGCCAUUUAGCGAACAGUCUGCCUCAGCAUUUCCUUCCAGUGGCUAAUGUUUUCGGCCAACCAAACUAUCCUCCACCACCUCACCGAGGGGCCAGAUGCAUAUGUCAUGAGAUUAAUCACUCUGCAGGAAGAAACAGUGCUAGUGCUAAUGGCUUUGCUAGUAGUGAUGGGAGACUCUAUGCGAGUUCCGCUUCUUUUAGAAAUGCAACUACCCCAUUUCCAAUGCAUCAUGCUUCAGCGCAAACUGUUUCAGCAGGCCACAAUGUCUUUGGUCAAAACACAACUGGUUACAAUGCAAUGCCGGGCUACCGGCCAACAGGUUUUGCUGCAACUCUAGAGGAUAAUAUGCGGUCUGGAGCAGAUGCACCUUACAGACAUUCAAGUUCUUCGACUACCUCUGGACAUCGAAAUGAGAGGGAUAGGAGGGCAAGGAGUUCAAUUUGGAGAUACAACCCCUAUUCAUGCGAGGAGAGUACUGACAGGUUGAGGCAAUGGCAAUCUGAGAGCAUAGUGAUAGAUCAACCAACCUUCUACGAGCCUAGGAAUGUGUUUGAUGAGCACUGGGACAUGAGACUAGAUAUUGACAGCAUGAGCUAUGAGGAACUACUUGCGCUGGAGGAUAGAAUUGGAAAUGUCAGCACAGGUUUAUCCGAAAAUACCAUUUCAUCUUGCCUGGCAGAGACCAAAUAUUUGUCUAAGCAAGUGACAGUUGGCGAUGAUGCUGAGGUGAAGUGUGCAAUAUGCUUGGCAGAAUAUGAAGAAGGGGAACACCUGGGCAUGCUGAAAUGCAGUCAUGAUUUCCACUUCCACUGCAUUAAGCAAUGGUUGGUGAUGAAGAAUGUUUGCCCAAUCUGCAAAGCCCCGGCAUUGGCUGAUACUUGUAAGGAGAAAUGAGUUUUUCUCUCUCAGUUAUACCUCUCAAAAUUGUAUAUAGAACUGUAUCCAGUUUGGUCACCUGCAUGCCUGAAGGUGCAACAAGUCAUUUAAACAAUGUAGAUUAACAGUUUAAGUUUCAGGUUCA